Molecule: messenger RNA, 1515 nt
Organism: Leptinotarsa decemlineata (Colorado potato beetle)
Lineage: Eukaryota; Metazoa; Arthropoda; Insecta; Coleoptera; Chrysomelidae
Product: aminoacylase-1
Biological process (GO): amino acid metabolic process
Cellular component (GO): cytoplasm
Molecular function (GO): aminoacylase activity
Source: RefSeq, a predicted model, not a curated record
AUGUUUGUGGUAUAGUCACUCUAGAUAAAGCCAUAUCACAAUAGUACCAGUGUUUGAUUAAAUAAUUACUUUGCCCUUCCAGACUCGUAAUAUAAAUUUGAAGCGAUUUUAACAUCAAAUUUAGUUCUCUUUCAGUUUAUAGCAGUGUGUUUUCGUUGCAAUUUCACUGAAAACUCGUAAGAUGUCUUCAUUAUCAGCUGAUCAAAAGCAAGCGUUGGACAAGCAAGCUGUCAACAAUUUUCGUGAAUAUUUGCAAAUCCCCUCUGUUCAUCCUGAUAUUAAUUACGAUGAGUGUGUUGAAUUUUUGGAAAAACAAGCAAAAAGUUUGAGUCUUCCCAUAAAGGUUGUAACCGUCAAGCCUGGCAAACCUAUUGUGAUAAUAACAUGGCUUGGCAAGGAGCCCAGUUUACCAACCAUAUUACUUAACAGUCAUAUGGACGUUGUGCCUGUUUUUGAGGAUAAAUGGACGUACAAGCCUUUUAGUGCCCACGUAGAUGACAAAGGUAAUAUAUAUGCGAGGGGUUCUCAAGACAUGAAAUGUGUAGGAAUACAGUAUUUAGAAGCUAUUAGAAGACUGAAAAUACAGGGUGUAACUUUAAAAAGGACCAUACAUGUUAGUUUUGUACCAGAUGAAGAAAUUGGUGGAGUAGAAGGAAUGAAAAUGUUUGUCGAAACAAAUGACUUUAAAGAUUUGAAUGUUGGUUUUGCUCUUGAUGAAGGAAUGGCUAGUGAAAAUAAUGAAUAUGCCUUAUUUUAUGCGGAAAGAUGCAUUUGGCAAAUGCGCUUUCAUUGCCCGGGAAAUCCUGGUCAUGGCUCUUUAUUGUUGGAGAAUACCGCUGGCGAGAAAGUUACAUAUCUUUUGAAUAAAUUGUAUGAGUUUAGAAAACAAGAACAACAAAAAUUGAAGGACAAUCCUAGUUGGACAAUCGGAGACGUGACUACUGUGAAUCUGACACAAUUGCAGGGUGGUGUACAAGCAAAUGUAAUCCCUCCAGAACUUGUGAUAGUUGUAGAUUGUCGCAUUCCUGUCACGACAGACCUCAAAUCUUGGGAAGAAACUCUCAACAGAUGGUGUAAGGAAGCUGGUCAAGGCGUUUACAUCGAAUACGAGCAAAAGCAAUUGCAAAUUCCUGCGACAAAAAUUGACUGUUCGAAUCCGUAUUGGAUUGCCUUUAAGAGAGCCACCGAUGAACUAGAAAUGAAAUUGAUACCUUAUGUUUGCCCAGGAUCAACUGACGCUCGAUAUAUAAGAGAAUGUGGGUUGCCAGCUUUUGGCUUUUCACCUCUAUCGAGUACCGUUCCAAAAUUGCACAGUAAUGAUGAAUACGUAAAUAUGGACACAUUUUUACAGGGCGUUGAGAUUUACUGCCAUUUAUUGAAAGCACUUCAACUCUGAAAUAAAAAUUAGUAAUUUAUAAUGAUAUUUGCUAUUGUCUGAAUGAUGAAUAUUUUAUUUUGGUUCCUAAAGUAAAGUGAUAAUUAAAAUUUGUUGGCCCUGAGAGACCUCUGACACUA